AUGUCCUUCAAAAUUCUUUCCCUCCUUCUGGUGUCUCUAAGCUUUGUGCUAAUGGAGGAAAACAUCACCAGGGAAAACCUGAACGAGCCCAGGUUCCUACAGAGGCGAUAUUCAGAGGGAACCUUAGCAAGCGAUUACAGUCGAACUUUGGACAACAUGCUGAAAAAGAACUUUGUGGAAUGGCUUUUGAGCAGGAGAGAGAAAAAUGUGAAUGACAGUAUCGACCAAUCCAAGAGAGAAGCUGAAUCCAUGGCACUGGAUAUAAAGAAUCAAGGCGCUGUUGCUGGAUCCCCAGAGACAAGAGAUUUUAUUAAUUGGCUUCUGAAAAAUAUGGGGGGAAAGAGACCGGCUCUGUCCAAAAGUUUGGAUGACUGGAAGGAUGUCCUGAGGCAGGAAUUUCUGGCAUGGCUGAAUUCUGCUGACCUCUGCAGGCCAUGGUGA
Varanus komodoensis (Komodo dragon) is the source of this 441-nucleotide messenger RNA. RefSeq names its product gastric inhibitory polypeptide (gene GIP). Gene Ontology annotation, cellular component: extracellular region. The record is from RefSeq and is a predicted model, not a curated record. NCBI's taxonomy places the organism in Eukaryota, Metazoa, Chordata, Lepidosauria, Squamata, Varanidae. Gene Ontology annotation, molecular function: hormone activity; glucagon receptor binding. The transcript is spliced from 4 exons. Gene Ontology annotation, biological process: response to glucose; regulation of insulin secretion; regulation of fatty acid biosynthetic process. The coding region runs from base 1 to 441 and encodes 146 amino acids.